AUUUGCAAGGAAAAAAAGCACCCCAAUUGUUAAUUUCGUUGCCAUGGAAAAUGCUCGAAUGACAGAAUAUUAUAAAACAAAGUUAAAGUACACAUUUUUUAACCAACAGGAAGACAAUUAUUAGAAUGGAUCCCACUAAACUAGUUGGAAGAGUCAAGGAAGUGGUCCGUAUUGAGCACAAAUCGCGUAGAAAUUAUCCGCACAUUUGGCAUGGAAUUGCUGCGAGUGCGGCCAACAAAUUCUAUCAUCCAGACGAACUUGAAAAGCAGAUAGAGGAAAAACUUAAGAUACUAGAAGAACCCGACAGUCAGUGCAAAUCGCGGUUCAUUUCACCUGAAAUGCAAAAGAAUCUGUUGGAGAACUGCCGUUGUGGGCGACCUAGGCGUGGCAUUCAUAUGGGCAAGUGUCUACAACGGGCCCUUAAUACGACUUCAAGUGACCAAAAUAUGCAGACCGAAGAGGCAGAAAUUAUUAUGCCCCAAACUUCAAACUCUCUCAUUGGCUUCAAGACUGCUCCCUACCAACAACUAGAACAAUCUAUGCAAUAUUUAUCGCCGACGAGCUCUAUGCCGGGACCUCGCAUAACUUCCGCACCAUACAACGUCAUUUUCAUAGGUUAACCAAUGUUGUUGUUUCCCACAAUUGCCUUCGAGUCAAUAUAUAUACUGGGGAUUUCUCAACCUACUUUAAAUGCCUUUGUAUUAACUAAUAGAUAAACUUAAAUAUCGAAAA
This is a messenger RNA of Drosophila montana, 732 nucleotides long. RefSeq lists its product as uncharacterized. The record is from RefSeq and is a predicted model, not a curated record. The transcript is spliced from 4 exons. Bases 126 to 620 code for a protein of 164 amino acids. Lineage: Eukaryota; Metazoa; Arthropoda; Insecta; Diptera; Drosophilidae.